AUGAGACCAGAGUAUGAUGUUGUGAUUAUAGGAUCUGGCUAUGGUGCUGGAGUAGCAGCAAGUCGAAUGGCGCGGGCAGGGAAGAGCGUCGCAGUGCUAGAGCUUGGCUGGGAAAGAAGAUCCGGUUCGUUUCCGCAUACGUUCUCUCAAUGUGUGCAAGACAUGGGCAUCUCGGGGAGUACUGCGAAGAACUCCUUCAUCUCUAGGUGGCUAAAGUGGCUGUCGUCUGGGGACCCCACGCGGCUUUUUCAAGUAUUUUUGGGCGAUGGACAGCAUUCGUUUGCUGCUCAUGGACUUGGAGGAUCUUCAUUGAUCAAUGCCGGAGUUUUCUUGAAAGCGGAUGAAGGCACACUGCAGAUGAGUCCAUGGCCGUCCGAAAUCAGGGAUGAGCCAUCUAUACUCGACGAAUACUACUCGCGCGCCGAAGCAAUGCUUCAACCUUCCACAUAUCCGGAGAAUUCAACCCCGAAUAAACUUCAGCAACUUUCAAAAGAGUGGAGAUGGCUCGGAGAGAAAGGGAAUUUUUAUCGAGUACCAUUGACCAUAUUUUUCCACAAUGGCCGCAACAGUGCAGGUGUCCCGAUGCAGGCAAAUAGACAAUCGGGCCACGAGUGCACUGGUCUCAACGACGGUUCGAAAAACUCGGUGGCGACAACUUAUCUUGCAGAUGCCUGGAAUUGGGGAGCUGAGAUAUUCUGCGGAUGUGAAGUCCAAUUUGUAGAAAAGACUGACCGAGGAGGCUACACUAUACACUUCGCCUGGCAUGGAAGUGGGAGGUCGGAGUUCACGGAUCAUUUCAAGGAACAGCUCUUUUGGGUCAAAGCAAAGGAAUUCUGUUUCCUUGGGGCUGGUGCUUUAGGAACUACUGGAGUCUUGCUUCGGUCAAAGCAGCACGGCCUCCAUAUGUCACCGCUCGUUGGAAGAAAUCUAUCUGGGAACGGUGACCUUUUGAUAUUUGGUUACAAUGGAGAUACCAAUAUCAACGGGAUCGCCCGUGAAUAUUCACGUGCUCCCCCUGGAACAACUGUCACUGCUGUUAUUGAUAAGCGAGUUGUUGAUCCCCCGGAAAAUCCCCUAUCUGGAUAUGUCAUCCAAGAUGGUUGUAUUCCCGAGACGUUCAACCCUGUAAUCCUAAUCAUGCUCACCCUGCAGACCAUCAAGAGCCAGGCGCUAUGCUGUCUUUGGAACCCUCGCCAAGAAGCCAGGAAGACCCUUGCCUCUCUUAAGUCUCUCCUAUUCGGUCCAUUUGCAUACAAUGGAGCUAUUCAGCGCACUUCAACCUAUCUUGUGAUGUCUCAUGACAGCAAUGAGAUAACAUUGACCUUGAAGGAUGAUCAACUGUACCUGCGGGGACCGGCAGAGGGACGAUCUGAGCAUUUCAAAUGGAUAAAGAAGAUGUUCAAGGAACUUUUUGCUCGCACAGGAGCAAGGAUGGGGUUUUCAUAUCCUUAUGGUCGUCACCAGGAGGAAGUCACAGUCCAUCUCCUUGGAGGAGCUAACAUGAGCAACGAUGGAACAGGGCAUGGGGGUGUAACAAAUCAUCGAGGGGAGGUCUUCAGUGGGCCUAACGAUGAAGUACACAAAGGCCUCAUCUGUUGUGAUGCAUCUGUCAUCCCGACAGCCCUAGGCGUGAACCCGUUGGCCACAAUAUCUGCCCUUUCCGAGCGGUCCGUCAGUUUGAUCGCUGAGAGGUCUGGAUUGUCAAUUGACCUCGAGACUGAAAACCAGCCCUUGAACGCCUACAGCAAGCCUAGUGUAUCAUGGGAUUGUCAAAACCACCAGAACAGUACCAAGAAAGCAUCCCAGUCCAUAGGAUGGCAAUUUACAGAGAUUAUGCAUGGUCACAUCCGCAUCGGAUCAGAGAUUGGAAGUUUUGCAGUUUCUGAAAGGGUAGGGAAGGGUGCCUCCUGCUCGAUGCGGAUGUUUCUUACAGUCGAAAUCUGCCGACGAGGAGGAACAUGCAACGGGACGAUUUCUUGUUACGCAUUAUCCAAAGCCACGCUCAAGAUUGUCGAUGGGACUGUUGACUUUUUCACGCCAAUACAAGAGAAUGCCGAAUCAUCAGCUAUUUCAUACCACCUGAAGCUCCUUUCGGUAGAGGGCAUGGAGUACCGCCUGGAAGGUCACAAGCUCAUCGACUCGAACAUAGCAUUCUCUGCCAGAAAGACCUGGGAAGCGACAACUACGGUGAACGUCCAUAUCACUCGACCGGAUGGGACAAAUGUUGGAGCAGGGGCCCUUCACAUCUCAUUACUAGACUUCAAAAAGCAGAUGAGAACGUUCCGGACGACACGAGACUUCCAGAUAAGUCUUAUCUUGACCUUGAUUGGCUUUUUGAUUUCUUUUAUGUACCAUAUCAGUCUCUUCUUCUUUCGCCCUUUCGUCCCUAUGCGCUUCCCUCGGGUCUCAAAGCAACCCAAUGACUCGAAACAACCACCUUCCACCUCAUGCAACAUCACUGCAAGCGAUGGUGUACAGGUUCACCUUGAUAUAUAUGAUCCAAUUCCUAUACAACAGACAGGCGAGCCAGGACCCAACUCCAACCAUUCCCCCGUCCUGCUUUUGCCCGGAGUUACCGGGAUCGGCGCGAUCCACAAUUUGUACUCACUCCCAUUCUUGCGCUGCAAUAUGGUUGAGUAUUUCACACGGCGUGGACACCGAUGCUACGCACUCACUCCUCGUUGGGGCUGUGAUCCCGCCGUUGCGCAGAAAAGCACUGUCUACGACUGCCGUCUUGACGUUGCUGCUGCAAUAGGAUACAUUCGCGACAAAGAGCCACAGAAGCCCUAUGUGAUAGCCCAUUGCCAAGGAUCAGUGGCUCUCUGCAUGGGACUGCUGGACGGAACAAUCCAGAGUAACCACCUUCUUGGUGUUACUGCCAACUCCGUCUUCAUGAACCAGGUCUUUGGGCAUUGGAACUCUCUUAAAGGGAGAACGACUCUGCUGAUCCAGUUUUACGAAUUACUGGCUGGGGAAUACUUCCCCAUUGUCAGCAGUGCUAAGAGCGUUCUUUUCCAACGAUUACUUGACGUCCUCCUCCGUUUCUAUCCUGUUGGACACACGCGUGACCUUUGCACGUCUACAGCGUGUCACCGGACAUCUUUUGCUUUUGGGUUACUGUGGAAUCACGAGAACCUUGAUAUGGGUCUUCAUGACAAUGUUGACCGAUUUUUUGCGGGGACCCAUACAAAGCUUAUGAAGCAAGUGGUUCGCAUGGGAACUCGGGGGAUCUGCAUGGAUAAUGGUUUAUGUCCUCUUCUGACAGCCGAGAAUUUGCAACGGCUGAAAGGGUUACCGAUUCUCUUUGUCUCGGGUACGGAGAAUCAAGUAUUCAACCCCGAGUCUACCCUUAAGGACUAUGAGUUAUUGCGACGACGAUUUGGCGAGAGACUCUAUCGCAGAUUUCUAGUCGAGGGGUACGGGCAUCUUGAUCCUAUUGUAGGGAAACAUGCGGCCGAUGAUGUAUAUUGGAGAAUCUUUGCCCAUUUGAGAUGGUGCACCGAAGAGAUGGAAAAUGAAAUGGGAGAGGGAUAA
This is a messenger RNA of Penicillium mononematosum, 3534 nucleotides long. RefSeq lists its product as uncharacterized. The transcript has 9 exons. Gene Ontology annotation, molecular function: flavin adenine dinucleotide binding; oxidoreductase activity, acting on CH-OH group of donors. The record is from RefSeq and is a predicted model, not a curated record. Bases 1 to 3534 code for a protein of 1177 amino acids. NCBI's taxonomy places the organism in Eukaryota, Fungi, Ascomycota, Eurotiomycetes, Eurotiales, Aspergillaceae.